Messenger RNA from Lathyrus sativus (Indian pea), 1014 nucleotides. NCBI's taxonomy places the organism in Eukaryota, Viridiplantae, Streptophyta, Magnoliopsida, Fabales, Fabaceae. The record is from the annotation of a GenBank genome assembly.
AUGGGUGAUGCAUCAGCUCCUUCGCAAAGCGGGUUGAAUACUCUAUCAACCAAAACAAAAGGAAGAGGUUGCACCAGGAUGAAAAAGUUGCAACUUUUGACUGCACGGGAUGAGAGAAUACCAAUUGAUUUCAAUUCAGAUGGACAUACUAUAUGGGAACUUGCAAAAGAUUUCAAGUAUCAUGUUGCUUGCCUCGCUCGAGAGAAAAUCAGUAUUCUGAUUGAUGAAUGGGAUAAGGUUGGUAGUGAAGACAGGAAAGAAAUAUGGAAAAGACUUGAGCAAAUAUGGGACAUUUCUAAAAAUGAUGUUGUUGAUAAGAAAACGAUGAUAUAUGCGGGUGAGCGUUGGAGGGCCUUUAAAAACAGCUUAAAAAGUAGAUAUUUAAAUAAUGGAAAUAAGAGUGGAAUGUCUGCUACUGAUGAUUACCCUUAUAUUGAUGAAGAAACGUGGAAGGAUUUUGUUAAAUCGCGAGAGGACCCUUCCUUUCUGGAGAAAAGAAAGAAGGGACAAGUGACUCAGUCUUAUAAUAAAUAUCCCCAUAGGUUUUCCCAAGGGGGAUAUGCUUUGCUUGAGAAAAAUAUGAUGUCAGAUAAGUUAAAAGAAAGACAAGCAGCAGUUGGAAGGUCAGAGGUUCCACCUCCAUCUCCAUCACAACGACAUGAGAAGUGGAAGAGAUCCCGACUAAAACCAUCAGGAGAGUAUACAUCAAAAGACACACGUCUUAUUGUAGAAAAAAUUGAUACUCUGGUGUUAGAAGGGACCUUUAUCCCACAAGGACGACAAGAUAUUUUGAUAGAAGCCACGGGGCAAGGUAAGCACCCUAGUCGUGUUCGUGCUGUUGGUCAAGGUGUGGGGAUUCGACAAUUCUUUGGAUCCCAUUCUCGUAAAAAUUUUAGUACCCCGCCUAUUAUGAAUAAGGACCAAAUAGAGACCAUAAAGGUCGAGCUUACUAAGGAUAUUAUAGAGCAAGUGACGCGGGAUAUUGUCGCUACUGCGAAAAUCGGCGCCGGCUGA